Messenger RNA from Momordica charantia (bitter melon), 2687 nucleotides. It is a transcript of the gene PHT2;1, whose product is annotated as phosphate transporter 2;1. NCBI's taxonomy places the organism in Eukaryota, Viridiplantae, Streptophyta, Magnoliopsida, Cucurbitales, Cucurbitaceae. Gene Ontology annotation, molecular function: phosphate transmembrane transporter activity. Gene Ontology annotation, cellular component: membrane. Gene Ontology annotation, biological process: phosphate ion transmembrane transport. The record is from RefSeq and is a predicted model, not a curated record.
UAAAAUUGAAAAUCUCUAAAUCACAUAAAAUCCUUGGUUACUGUGAAAGAAGAGAUAGAAUGUUCUUUCACACGUUUUUCUCGCUAUAAAAUUUUUGUUCUUUACGGUUGCUCUAAUACAUGAGCAAAGAGAUGGCAUGUGCCUCCCACGUUUUUCUCGCUCUAAAAAUCCACAUCACACAUUGUUGUUCAGUGCUGCCUACAGACGUUCAAGCAUUAAAUCCCAACCACUCAUCCAGAAAAUUAGGCCCCAUCCCAGGAUCUCGCCUUCUCAAAACUCGCCAUGGGCCGGUCUCAAGGUAUGAGCCCAUAAGAUGUUGAACUGGGCCUUCAAAAAUCUCAAUAACUGGGCUUUAUUGUCGAAGUUGUCCAGCUCCGUAAAUGAAAGCCCAAAGCACAGUUCUGUUUUCCGCUACACGUGAACGAAGAGAUGGCACGUGCCAGGCACGUUUUUCUCGCUUUAACGUUCAACAUCACACAUAAUUGGUCCCUACUGCUUCGUACACACGUUUGAGCUGUGUGUGUGUAUCGGAAGCAAGUAGCAAACAAAGGCCUCAAAGAAUGGCAGAAAUACAAAGCCACAAGAACCACUCGUUUUAAAUCGUGGCCAGAACCCAACUGACCUCACUCAACAACCAAUAGUUGGUUUUAACCUGAGGAAGAUGCACGAUCAAGUUCUCCAUCGCCAUGGGACACUGCUCUCUCUUUUCUCUUCUCCUCCACUAAAAUCCAUGCUCAAGAUUCCAUCUCCAUCUGGAUAAUUCUCUUCUCAAGUCUCUGUACAUCUUCUUCCACCAAUAGCCCUUCUCAAUUCUCCCACAUCAGCCAUGUCUCUCGCUCAUUGCUUGUUUUCAACUUCCAGAAAUGUUAAUGUUACCAAAUCUGAAGCUUCUUCUCCCUGUAACUCCCACUCUGGUGCACCCAAACAUCGGCCAUCUAUAUUCAUUCUACAGAAUCAGAUUCUCAAGAGACAUUACCUAUCUCACAAGCCUCACCAUCUUUCAUCUAUCUCGAAACUCAAGCACCCUUUUGCUGGGAUAUCGUCUUUUGCUGAAGCAGGGGGCGAAGGGAAGCAGGAAAUAAUUCGACUCAACCAACAUCAUGAGCAUGAGCAAGUAGGAGGGGAGGAGGACAUACCAGGGAUGGCUGAGGCCUUCCAUAUAUCUUCCAGAACCGUCACUGCUAUCAUAACAUGUAUAGCAUUUUCAGCUCUCAGUUUUCCACUUUUCAUGAAGUCCUUGGGGCAGGGGCUGGCCCUGAAGACCAAGAUGUUGUCAUAUUUCACGCUGCUGUUUGGAUUUUACAUGGCGUGGAAUAUAGGAGCCAAUGAUGUGGCUAAUGCCAUGGGGACCUCUGUGGGUUCUGGUGCAUUGACGCUCCGACAGGCGGUGAUCAUGGCGGCAAUUCUGGAAUUCUCUGGGGCGUUGCUUAUGGGAACCCACGUGACCAGCACAAUGCAAAAUGGAAUUCUUGUAGCCGGUGUAUUUCAGGGAAAGAAUAUGCUGUACUUUUCUGGCCUCCUUUCAUCUUUGGCUGCAGCUGGUACAUGGUUGCAGGUUGCAUCAUAUUAUGGAUGGCCCGUCUCGACCACACAUUGUAUAGUGGGAUCAAUGGUUGGAUUUGGCCUUGUCUAUGGAGGAGCCGGUGCGGUCUUCUGGGGUUCACUGGCGAGAGUAACUUCUUCAUGGGUGAUUUCUCCAGUAAUUGGAGCUUUGGCCUCAUUCCUUGUCUAUAAAUGCAUUCGUAGGUUUGUGUACAGUGCAAAGAAUCCAGGACAGGCUGCAGCUGCAGCUGCACCGCUACUCGUAUUUCUGGGCGUAACUGGAAUUUCUUUUGUAGCAUUUCCGCUAAGUAAGAACCUUCAAUGGGCUCUAGCACAGGCCGUUUCCUGUGGAGCAGCAGGUGCAUUCCUCGUGUACAAAAUGAUUCAGGGACAACUUGGCCAUCUACUCAACAAAGCUGCUAGGAAGUCAAAAAAGAUGGAUGAGAGUACGGAUCAGGGUAAAAACAUUGGGUUUCUAGACGAUAUUGCAGGCCCAAAGGGAACUCAGUUGGAGAUAGUUUAUGGGGUAUUUGGAUACAUGCAGGUCCUUUCUGCUUGCUUCAUGUCAUUUGCCCACGGUGGAAAUGAUGUCUCCAAUGCAAUUGGUCCCUUGGCUGCUGCAUUAUCCAUACUUCAUGGCAGCGUUGGUGGAGCUGAGAUAGUCAUUCCUAUUGACGUUCUUGCUUGGGGAGGAUUUGGAAUUGUAGCCGGGCUGAUGAUAUGGGGCUACAGAGUGAUAGCAACCAUUGGGAAGAAGAUAACAGAACUCACACCGACGAGAGGAUUUGCGGCGGAAUUUGCUGCUGCUUCUGUCGUUCUAAUUGCAUCAAAACUUGGUUUACCAAUAUCAGCAACCCAUACAUUGGUUGGUGCAGUCAUGGGUGUAGGCUUCGCAAGGGGACUUAACAAUGUUAGAGCAGAAACUGUGAGAGAGAUAGUUCUUUCUUGGGCUGUGACAAUUCCUGUUGGUGCUUUCCUUUCAGUUUUCUAUACAUGGAUCUUGACCAAGCUUUUGUCAUAUAUUUUAUGAGGCAUGUACCUCUAGAAUUUUCGAUAUGCCUCAUGGAACAACUUGUGUACUAGCUAGUUCAUUCAAGAUAUCCUCUUCCUUUUCCAAAUGGGAAUUGCUAUUUAUUUACCAUCAA